Lactuca sativa (garden lettuce) is the source of this 614-nucleotide messenger RNA. RefSeq names its product splicing factor 3B subunit 6-like protein. The record is from RefSeq and is a predicted model, not a curated record. Gene Ontology annotation, cellular component: U2 snRNP; catalytic step 2 spliceosome; precatalytic spliceosome. Lineage: Eukaryota; Viridiplantae; Streptophyta; Magnoliopsida; Asterales; Asteraceae. Gene Ontology annotation, biological process: mRNA splicing, via spliceosome. Gene Ontology annotation, molecular function: RNA binding.
CUUUUAUUUUCUAAAAAGAACCCCAAAUCGCCAUCCCCUGAAACCCUAGAUUACGAAAAGUCUCUCCUCGAAGCAUCUCCAAUGGCGACGAUCAGCUUGCGAAAGGGAAACACAAGGCUACCACCGGAGGUGAACAGAGUUCUCUACGUACGCAACUUACCUUUCAACAUCACAAGUGAGGAGAUGUACGAUAUCUUCGGCAAGUACGGCGCAAUACGGCAGAUUCGUCUCGGCACCAACAAGGACACUCGCGGCACCGCCUUCGUCGUCUACGAAGACAUCUACGACGCCAAGACCGCCGUCGACCACCUGUCUGGUUUCAACGUUGCCAAUCGGUACCUGAUUGUGCUGUAUUAUCAACAGGCGAAAAUGAGUAAGAAGUUUGAUCAGAAGAAGAAGGAAGAGGAGCUUACGAAGUUGCAGGAGAAGUAUGGUGUUACUGCUAAAGAUCUCCAGUGAGUUUAUUUUACUAUACGGAUCGUAAUCUAAUAUCUAGGGUUUGAUGUUUCCUGCUGAAUUUUAGGGUUUCUUGUAUGGAAUUUUCAGAACUAUUUCACAGGAAAGUUGUAAAAUGUUGAAGUCGUUGAAUUUUAAUGCUAUAAAGUAUAAACUCA